AUGACGCUGAACGCCAAAGGAGUCACCGCCUUAGAGAGACUUCACAGCAGCGCAGUAUCCGUUGGCAAGCAAACGCAGAGCAACAACGACGGAGGCGACAGAACGAAAACGAGGAGCAACGUUUGGUCAGACGCUCAGCUAAUGCAGCGCUUCAGGAAAAUAGACGCCAAAGCGAAGACGUUGAAGAGCGUUUUGCUCGGCAGAUGGCAAAUGCAGACCGCCAGCAAAGAAGACGCCAAAGUGAGAACGAUGGCCAGCGGUCUGCAAGACUACUGGAGAACUCACAACGCCAGCAAAGGAGACGCCAAAGUGAGAACGAUGAACAGCGAUCUGCAAGACUUCUGGGGAACUCACAACGCCAGCAAAGGAGACGCCAAGAUGAGAACGAUGAACAGCGGUCUGCAAGACUACUGGGGAACUCACAACGCCAGCAAAGGAGACGCCAAAGUGAGAACGAUGAACAGCGGUCUGCAAGACUACUGGGGAACUCACAACGCCAGCAAAGGAGACGCCAAAGAUGAGAACGAUGAACAGCGGUCUGCAAGACUUCUCGGGAACUCACAACGCCAGCAAAGGAGACGCCAAGAUGAGAACGAUGAACAGCGGUCUGCAAGACUUCUCGGGAACUCACAACGCCAGCAAAGGAGACGCCAAAGUGAGAACGAUGAACAGCGGUCUGCAAGACUACUGGGGAACUCACAACGCCAGCAAAGGAGACGCCAAAGUGAGAACGAUGAACAGCGGUCUGCAAGACUACUGGGGAACUCACAACGCCAGCAAAGGAGACGCCAAGAUGAGAACGAUGAACAGCGGUCUGCAAGACUUCUCGGGAACUCACAACGCCAGCAAAGGAGACGCCAAGAUGAGAACGAUGAACAGCGGUCUGCAAGACUUCUCGGGAACUCACAACGCCAGCAAAGGAGACGCCAAAGUGAGAACGAUGAACAGCGGUCUGCAAGACUACUGGGGAACUCACAACGCCAGCAAAGGAGACGCCAAAGUGAGAACGAUGAACAGCGGUCUGCAAGACUACUGGGGAACUCACAACGCCAGCAAAGGAGACGCCAAAGUGAGAACGAUGAACAGCGGUCUGCAAGACUACUGGGGAACUCACAACGCCAGCAAAGGAGACGCCAAAGUGAGAACGAUGAACAGCGGUCUGCAAGACUACUGGGGAACUCACAACGCCAGCAAAGGAGACGCCAAGAUGAGAACGAUGAACAGCGGUCUGCAAGACUUCUCGGGAACUCACAACGCCAGCAAAGGAGACGCCAAAGUGAGAACGAUGAACAGCGGUCUGCAAGACUACUGGGGAACUCACAACGCCAGCAAAGGAGACGCCAAAGUGAGAACGAUGAACAGCGGUCUGCAAGACUACUGGGGAACUCACAACGCCAGCAAAGGAGACGCCAAGAUGAGAACGAUGAACAGCGGUUUGCAAGACUACUGGAGGACUCACAACGCCACCAGAGGCUACGACAAAAUGAGAACGAUGAGCAGCGAUCUGCCAGACUGCUGUCAAAUGCUCAACGUGAACAAAGGCGGCGCGAAAAUGAGAGUUCUGAGCAACGUUCAGCAAGACGCCCUGCAAACGCUGAGCGCCAACGAUUGCAACGACAGAAUGAACCAGAAGAACAGCGCGCUGAACGCUUACGCAACGACUCCGAAAGACAUAUUCGCCGUAAUGCCGCUCCUGAAAUGACAGGUUUAGCACUGCGUUCUCGCAUCACGGAUGUGAACUACCUUGGAGCACUAGAAAAUCGCUGUUCAAAUUGUGGAGCUUUGCACUUCGCCUUUGAAGUGAAGCGACAGCAUCCGUACAUUUUUUCUGAUUUCUGUGACCGAGGGCGAUUCAACUUGAAUCUGUUUGAGGAGUUUCCAGAGCAAUUAAAACAGCUCUUUGUGCGAGAUAGAGCGACUCCCACAGAGAUGACGCACCGUCAGCGCAACUUUCUUGAAAAUAUAAGAGCAUUCAACUCUGCUCUCGCGAUGGCUUCGAUGGGGGCUCAAGUUGACACAAUUUCUGGAAGGGGGCCAUAUUGUUACCGAAUUCACGGGCAAAUCUAUCACCGACUGGGUGCGCUUCAUCCUCACCAAGGGGAGCAACGUCAAUUCGGUCAAAUAUAUAUUCUAGACACUGAAAUGGCUGCCCAACAGCGCCUUGGGAAUAUGCGGAAUUCGGACUGCGACCCUAACCUCAUGCUGUUUUUGAGUGAAUGGUUUGCGCGUAACAAUGUCUACGCUCAAUCGUUUAAAAUGAUGAGCGAAGUGGAGCAAAUGGAAAUAGCGGCAGCCCAGCGAGAAAAUCGGCAAACCAUACCAAUUCGCAUGGUAUUCGAUGACAGCAGAGAGCGGGGUUUUGCAAGAAGAGAGUACGCUAUUCCUACUGCAAACGAAGUAGCAGUCGUAUACGUGGGUGAAGAAAACGACGUUCCUGCAAGAAGGAGUCUUGCGGUCCAUGUUCGACAGGCUGCAGGAUCAAAGUUGAUGAACAUCAGUGACAUAGAUAAACGAUGCGAUCUUCUCACGUAUCCACUGCUCUUUCCUACCGGUAGAGGUGGAUGGGAUCCGAACUUAGUUGAUAAUGACGGAGCUCGAAUCACUCAAAUGAAGUAUUACGCCCACCUGUUUUCCAUUCGUGAGUCUUUUAAUCCCAUUCUGCAUGCGGGUAAACUCUUUCAACAGUUCGCUGUUGACGCUUACGUCAAGAUUGAACAGAACAGACUAAACUACCAGAGGACGCAUCAGGUCGAUCUUCGUUCUGAUUCCUAUAGAGGGUUACAGGAUUAUCUGGCCGGUGAAGAUAGCCAUGGACCACCAGGUAGCAGAGUUAUCUUGGCGUCUUCACACAUUGGCAGUCCGAGAGCUAUGCAGCAAUCUUAUCAGGACGCCAUGGCCAUUGUAGCUCGAUACGGGAAGCCCACAUAUUUCCUCACUAUCACUUGCAAUCCACAAUGGCAAGAGAUUCAGGAAAACCUCUACAACGGGCAGGUUGCAUCAGAUGGACCUGAUUUGACAGCAAGAGUUUUCCACGGUAAAUUGCAAGAAUUGUGUAGUGAUCUCUUCAAAAAGCACGUACUCGGAGAAGUGGAGGGGUACGUGUACGUUAUUGAGUUUCAAAAGCGAGGGCUCCCUCACUGCCAUAUGCUCUUGAUAAUGAAGGAAGGAUGGAAAGUACGGACAGUGGAAGAAGUCGAUAAUGCUGUGAGCGCAGAGAUACCGAAUGGAGAAACGGAGCCAGACGCUCAUACGGCUGUUACUUCGUUUAUGCUUCACAGGAAAUGUGGGAUCGAAAAUCCUAAUUCGCCGUGUAUGCGUGAUGGGAAAUGCUCAAAACGUUUUCCGAAAGCGCUGCGCGAAGAAACAUCAAUGGAAGUGAACGGCUAUCCCAGUUAUCGGAGGCGCAACUGCACAACUGUUGAAGUCAGCGGUCACGAGUACAGCGAUGAGUGGGUAGUACCAACUAAUCUCUACCUACUUACUAAGUUCCAGUGCCACGUGAACUUAGAAAUAUGCGGUACGAUUUCUGCGGUAAAGUACUUAUACAAGUAUAUCUACAAGGGACCCGAUCGCGCACGGAUUAGCAUUGAAAGUGGAUCGGAUGGAGAAGGCAGUGCUGUUGUGGAUGAAAUUAAACAACAUCUCAAUACUCGGUACGUUUGUCCACCUCAGGCUCUCCACAGAAUUUUCGGUUUCUCCAUGCAAGAAAAGUCUCACACUGUAUACAGGCUUGCAGUUCAUCUGCCCGAAUAUCAGACUAUUCACUUCAUUGCUGGACAGGAGCGACAAUUCCUCGAACGGGCUCAAAACCGCUUCACUACGCUCACCGCAUAUUUAGAGCUGAAUCAGCUCUGCGAGAACAUGGCCAAUAGUGGUAUGGAAAUGGGAAUUGAUGCUCGUGAUCUCUAUUACUACCAAAUUCCCGAGCAUUUUACGUUCACUGCACGUGACGGGUGGCGACCUCGAAGAAGAGCGGGCAAAGAAAUUGGACGUAUGUACACUGUUUCACCACGAGAUGUAGAACGCUACAGUCUUCGUAUCCUCUUACUCAACACCAAAGGAAAGAAGUCGUUCCAGGACCUCAGAACCGUUGACGGACGCACUUAUGAAAAGUUUUCCGAAGCAGCAAAGGCUUCUGGAUUCCUUGAUGAUGACACGUAUUAUCGUCAGAGUAUUCAGGAAGCUGCACAGUUUCAGACAGCAGCAACGUUACGAAGUUUUUUUGCUUGCUUGCUCUGUUACUGUGAAGUCGCAAAUGCUGAGGAGCUUUGGAGUGAGUUUUCGGCACCGAUGGCUGACGAUUACAUCAACAGAGGGCUAGGAGCAGAAGAGGCUAUCGUUGUCGCCUAUUUCGACGUCGCCGAUCGGAUGCUACUGCUUGGCAGAGAUUUGGCCCAAAUUAUUGUGCCUCCUACGAAUCAAAGACCUUCACCUCCCGAGGUCCCAAUUGACUAUCAUCAACAUGAAAGUGAAGGAUCGCGAUUAUACGAAUCGUUGAAUACGCAUCAAAAGAGGGCUGCUGAUGACAUCCUUGCAGCAAUGAACCGCAGUGAAAGCCGCUGCUUUUUUAUCGAUGGCCCAGGUGGAACAGGAAAAACGUACCUCUAUAACACCAUUUACAACCUGGCCGUGGGGCAGCGACGUCAGGUGUUGUGCGUUGCUUGGACAGGCAUAGCAGCCAAUCUUCUGCCAGGUGGGCGGACGGUAACCUCAGCCUUCAAGCUCAACAUGGCCGAUGGAAAUCGCACAUCCUUGAUGAAACGCCAGCAAAAAGAAGCAAGACAACUUAUGGCCACUGAAAUUAUCAUCUGGGAUGAGAUUUCAAUGGCCCCAAAGUGCGCCCUUGAAGCCGUCGAAUGUUUGUUGCGUGAUAUCAUGCAGAACGAUAAGCCAUUCGGCGGCAAGUUGUUCAUCAUUGGAGGUGAUUUUCGACAAGUGCUACCCAUAGUAGAGCACGGACAGCGAGACGACUUCGUAAAUUCAUGUGUGACGAAUUCUGUUCUGUGGUCACUUUUCAAGACUCAUAGGCUUCAAGUUAAUAUGAGAGCUCGAGAAGCUGGACUUGAGUGGGCGAAUUUCCUCCUGAACUUAGGCAAUGGAAACGCGAACGACGACAAUGGGCGCGUUCAAAUUUCAGAGGAAUUCCGGUGUCAAAGAAGCAUCGUCACGGAGAUUUUCGGUGAAACUAUUAGUGCUGAUGAUACGGACCUUUAUGAACGGGCAAUUUUGGCUCCCACUAAUAUGAGUGUAAGGCAGCUAAAUAACGACGCUUUGCAACGAUUAUGCACAUCCAGUCCACAUGAUGAGCGCGUCUACAAAAGCAUUGAUGAAGCACUGUACCACGAAGGAAGUUCAGAUGAACUGUACCCGAUGGAGUAUCUAAACACUUUGGAACCCACGGGAAUGCCACCGCACGAACUUCGACUGAAGAAAGGUGCUAUUAUCAUGCUUCUGCGAAACCUUGACGUUCUCAAUGGUCUGUGCAACGGGACGCGACUAAGAAUAGAAACCCUUGGACGGUAUGUGCUUGGAUGCCGCUUUAUUUGUGGGAGUCGAAGAAAUCAACUAGCUGUAAUACCCAGAAUCGACAACUACUGGGAUAAGCAGUUGCCUUUCCGACUACGAAGAAGGCAAUUCCCCGUACGUCUUGCCUUUGCAAUGACCAUCAACAAAGCACAAGGACAGUCCUUCAACAAAGUGGGAGUGUAUUUGCCAGAAGACGUGUUCAGUCACGGACAACUAUAUGUAGCUUUUUCCCGCGUAAGGACUCCAGUCGGACUGAAGGUCUAUACACCACAUGAAUCAGUGAAAAACAUAGUCUACAAUGAGAUAAAACGAAAAACUUCCGAGAAACAUAAAAUUUUAGCAAACCAAUCACUGCAAGGAAUACGAAUGAACGUGCUCCGAUAUGAAAAGAGUGGUGACAGUGUACCGAAAAGUCCUGUUCUCAUGAUAUAUUUCACUACGUGGCGUUCAACAUUUCCUGAAGCGUGCUCCGAUAUGAAAAGAGUGGUGACAGUGUACCGAAGAGUGGUGACAGUGUACCGAAAAGUGUGGUGA
Necator americanus (New World hookworm) is the source of this 6060-nucleotide messenger RNA. RefSeq lists its product as uncharacterized. The transcript has 4 exons. The coding region runs from base 1 to 6060 and encodes 2019 amino acids. Gene Ontology annotation, molecular function: DNA helicase activity. The record is from RefSeq and is a predicted model, not a curated record. Gene Ontology annotation, biological process: telomere maintenance; DNA repair. Lineage: Eukaryota; Metazoa; Nematoda; Chromadorea; Rhabditida; Ancylostomatidae.